Molecule: messenger RNA, 765 nt
Organism: Aspergillus puulaauensis
Lineage: Eukaryota; Fungi; Ascomycota; Eurotiomycetes; Eurotiales; Aspergillaceae
Product: putative secondary metabolism biosynthetic enzyme
Exons: 3
Coding region: 1-765 (254 amino acids)
Cellular component (GO): cytoplasm
Molecular function (GO): oxidoreductase activity, acting on the CH-OH group of donors, NAD or NADP as acceptor
Source: RefSeq, a predicted model, not a curated record
AUGGCCAAGGAAAUUGGCAUAAUAACAGGCGGCGUCUCAGGCAUCGGCCUCGAAACAGCCAAACGCCUGAAUGCCACCGGAUCCUGGACCCUCCACCUCCUCGACCGCAACCGCGCAGCCGCAGACGCAGCCCUCCACGCCGUUCCGGGCGCCACCUUCCACGAAGUCGACCUGACAUCUUACGACACCCAGGCGCAAGCCUUCCAAGCCAUGACCCUAAUAAUACUGUUACUGGCAACAGUGAUAGCGACGGCUUAUCUGGCACUGCAUUAUAUGCGCCUGAGCCCGCAUCGGGGCAAAGGGGGCGUGAUUGUGCUGACGGGGAGUAUCGGGGGGCUUUACGCUGCAAGCUUCCAACCAAUCUACGGCGCUGCAAAGGCCAGCACAAUCCACUUCGUCCGCGGCGUCGCGUCCCCGCUGUACCACAACGACAGGAUCCGCAUCUGCACCGUCUGCCCCGGGAACGUGCACACGAAUAUGCUCCGCGCGGACGAGUGGAGCGCGUUCCCGCCGGAGUUCUUCUCGCCCGUCGAGAGUCUCGCGCAGGCCGUUGAGAUGGUUAUCGCCGGUGGCGAGAUGGUUGAUUGCACCGGGCGGCUCGCUGUUCUGAGGGGUAAAGACUGGGGGUUCACGGUGGAGGUUUAUGGGAGGGAUAAGCUGUAUUUCCGGGAUCAGGUUGACUUUGCAGACGGGGAUAUUCGGACGGUUAUUGAGGUAGCGAGUGUGGACAAUGCUGUUGCGGCAGGGAUUGCGGGGGGUAGUUAG